CAGCAAGCCUCACAUCAAGCCCCAUCGUGCUCAACCGGGUCAAUCGCCAUUUAAUUGCUAUCUCGCUGAGCGGAUAGACUUUCAACUUUUCUCGGAGCUUUCCGAAGGCCGACACCUCCCGUCGCUCCCUUGCCCGGCACCACCGCAACGGUCUACAAAAACUCCCGUCCAAGCGGAUUGACCUGGCCGUGCUUCUUCCCCAGCACCACCUCUACAACAAAAGGAGCAUUCAAUCCUUCAUACACAUCACCACAAUGCGUCCCGCCAAUCUUCUCCGGGCUCUCCAGCCCCUGCGCUCCUCCAUGAUGCGCUCCACCACCACCACUACCUCCUCCACAACAGCGCCCUCUCUAUACCAAACCACUCGUCGCUCUCUCACGACCACUGUCCCCCGACUUAACGAGCAACAACAACAACAACAACCCCAACAAGAAGCAGACCUGUCAUCCUCCUCCACUACUACCACCACCACCGUCGUCCCUCCCUCCCUCCGCAGCUACCCCUACAAGACCAAAACCGGCACUGUCGUCUCCGUCGGCCGUAUGGACCGCACCGUCCGCGUCAGCCACCGCCACACCAUCUGGGACGCGCACAUCCAGAAGCCCUAUCCCAAGAUAACUACCUACCUGGUUUCGGAUCCGCGGAACUCGCUGCGCGAGGGCGACGUCAUUGAGUUCUCGUCCGGGUACCCGAAGAGCCGGAAUGUGCGGCACGUUGUCGAGAGAAUCAUUGCGCCGUUUGGAUCUGCUAUUGAAGAUAGACCGGCUGUUAUGACCCGCGAGGAGAGGGAUGCUGAGCGUGCGGCAAAGAGGGCUGCUAAGUGGGAGCGUAGGGAGGCGAGGAGGGUGGAGGCUGGUGUCCCUGAGGGUGAGGGGAAGGUUGGGGAGCAUGUUGGGAGGAUUAGGAGGUUGGUACUUGAGAGAACUGGUGGGGUUGAGGUCUAAGUUGUGAUCCUGUUUUUGAAUGAGGAUUGUGGUUUGAGAUGAUGGGGAUGAAGAGCUAGACAGAUGGAUUUAUUGGUUGUGGGGUUGCUUUCGUUUUAUUCUGUUCCAAUAUGUUGUAUGUAAACUUUGUGUGUCUGUAUAUUACUAGCUAUUUACUUUUUCAUGGCAUAUUGUGCUUUUGUCUUGGAUUGUUUGUUGGGUUGGUUGAGCACCUGUAGUUGUAAUAUAACUAGGGUCUGAGUGUAUACACCAAAUGUACAAUUCUGUGGUGAGAUACUAUCAUUACUUCAUGAAUAGUAUAAAGCUGAUCGCGAAGUAGCAGUCAUCUACCG
Molecule: messenger RNA, 1276 nt
Organism: Aspergillus welwitschiae
Lineage: Eukaryota; Fungi; Ascomycota; Eurotiomycetes; Eurotiales; Aspergillaceae
Product: uS17 family ribosomal protein
Exons: 1
Coding region: 255-944 (229 amino acids)
Biological process (GO): translation
Cellular component (GO): ribosome
Molecular function (GO): structural constituent of ribosome
Source: RefSeq, a predicted model, not a curated record